UAAUGAAAGACUUAAUCAAACCUCUUUUAGUCGUCAUAGAUUUCAACCAAAAAUUUACAGGUUCAAGAAUCUUGAAGGAGACAAAGAGAAGAAUCUUGGAGGAGACAAGGAUGACAAAACUCGUUUCUAAGACUUUAACGAGGUUGAUCUCUCAAAGUCAGUACAUGUCUUCUUCUACUACUAGCAAUCUCCCUGCUACUUCCAAUCUUGAGACCCAAUUGCUUUCUUCAGUUCCACCACCCGCAAAGAAGAAAAGAGGGUCAGCGUUGUUAUGGUACUUAGUUGGAUUCACUACUUAUGGUCUCGGUGAGACGUAUAAGUUCCUACAAACAGAUUUGUACAAGAAACAUCUUGAUUUCAGACGACAAUGCUUGGAAACGAAACCAAUGAAGCUCAAUACAAUGAAGAAUGUGGAUGAGUUAGGAUUUCGACGGGUGGUAUGCAAAGGCGUUUUCGAUGAGCAAAGAUCGAUCUAUGUGGGUCCAAAGCCUAGAUCCAUGUCCAAAGGUUCUGAAAAUGGCUUCUAUGUCAUUACACCUCUUUUGCCAAUCCCUAAUGAACCAAAUAGUAUGAAGUCCCCUAUUCUAGUAAACCGCGGAUGGGUUCCUUCAGAUUGGAAAGAAAAGUCUCUAGAAUCUCUAGGUACCGGUGUUGUCGUUGCUGCUGCAAAUGAGGCUAGAAAAUCUAAUAAAAUACUCUCCUCUCAACAAAAUCUCUUGUCGAAGUUCUGGUGCAAGUUUAACAACCCAACAAUUGCUGAGAAGGAUCAAGUCUCUGGGGCUAUGCAUGUGGAAGUGGUUGGUGUAAUUAGGAAAAGUGAAACUCCAGGCAUAUAUACUCUAGUAAAUUAUCCAAGUUCGCUUGCGUGGUUCUACCUUGACGUUCCUAAACUGGCUCAAGCAAUGGGAUUUAGUGAGGACACAAUGUAUAUAGAGAAUAUUUACAAAGAUAUGGAUGAAAGUAGACCAUAUCCAGCUCCGAGAGACGUUGAGAACUUGAUUCGUAGUAAGGAUAUACCACUGGACUAUCACUUAUACACAGUUUUAUGGCAUUGGAGCUCCCUGACUUGCUUUAUUAAGGCGUCAUCGAUUUUAAUGCGAAAAUUUACAAAAUCUGAUCCUGUUGGUAUUGAGCCAAUAUUGAUUCCGAUUUGUAUUCUAUUUUUUAUAUGUACCAAGAUAUACAGUCUUCGUAACUUAUUUUGUAAAGUGGACACUAUUGGUGUUGGGUGUCUCACUAAACUCGAGCCAGGAAAGGACAUGCCCAAUGAAGGAUGAAGAUCGUUCACCUGAAGAUUGAGGAGAGGAUAUGGAUUGUAUAAGCAAAUGAGAAGACAGAGAGAGGAAAAUUUCAUUCCGUAUAUUCAAUCCAUUUCCCCCUAUUUAUCUCUUAGAAACAUCUCGCAUCUGAAACGUCGUCAUUUGUACUCUUCACUUCAAUUUAUCAGUAAAACAACAUCAGUUAUUACAA
This is a messenger RNA of Arabidopsis lyrata subsp. lyrata, 1470 nucleotides long. RefSeq names its product surfeit locus protein 1-like. Gene Ontology annotation, cellular component: membrane. NCBI's taxonomy places the organism in Eukaryota, Viridiplantae, Streptophyta, Magnoliopsida, Brassicales, Brassicaceae. The record is from RefSeq and is a predicted model, not a curated record. Bases 3 to 1277 code for a protein of 424 amino acids. The transcript is spliced from 6 exons.